Drosophila serrata is the source of this 783-nucleotide messenger RNA. RefSeq lists its product as uncharacterized. Lineage: Eukaryota; Metazoa; Arthropoda; Insecta; Diptera; Drosophilidae. The record is from RefSeq and is a predicted model, not a curated record.
GCAGCAUUAAUGGGAUGCGUCCGCCCAUGUCGCUGGCCCAGCUGUGUGAUCUGACGCCCAAGGAAGCGCCCUCAUCGUAAGGCUUCAUUGCCCAGUGGGAAAGCCUAAUCAAGAAAAAUGCCGAGCCAGGACGGUUUUACUGGCGGCCAUAUCACUUGUAAAAAAGUGUGACCGGUUUGGCUUUUAGCUGCUUGCCUGCCACCAUGUGCUGCAGCGACGAUCACUGAUGACAACCAUGUUCAGCUUUGACUAUCGCCUGCUGGCAUGGAACCACGUGCAGCUUUGACAUCGGACGUCUUAGGUUAUGGUGAAUGCACUCAGGAGCAGCUACAGGAUCAGGAUAAGCUGGAUCAUGUCCAGGUCUCGGCCUCCUCGCAGAGCAACAACAACAUCCAGGGCAAGCAGCAACAGAAGCAGCCACCCGUCAGAAGCAGCGUUAUAUUGGACAUUGGACUUCUACAUGACACAGGAGCCGCCGCAGCAGAAGCUGCCAUCACCAGGACCAUUUUCAUGCCGCAGCUGAGCGGCCUGCCCUACCAAGGGCGUGACACCCAAUAUUCCCCUGCCGGACUCUGGGGGCAGGCCGUUGCGUCGAAGCUAUGUGCCCGUUGAGCAUAAGAUCCAGCAGGAACUGCAGGGCCUCAAGUCGCGCGAGACUGACCAAAAGCGCCUGCGCAAGAAUAACAGGCACAACGCACUGAAUGCUUCGCUGGACAAGCUCCAGCUCAGCAGAGACGACGAGGCCAAUGCGGACGAUGAGGACUCUGAGGUGGAGUACUGCUA